Eucalyptus grandis is the source of this 784-nucleotide messenger RNA. RefSeq lists its product as uncharacterized. The record is from RefSeq and is a predicted model, not a curated record. The coding region runs from base 62 to 610 and encodes 182 amino acids. Lineage: Eukaryota; Viridiplantae; Streptophyta; Magnoliopsida; Myrtales; Myrtaceae. The transcript is spliced from 2 exons.
UCAUCACGGACCGGAUGGGAGCUCCGUAGCUCCGGAUUGGACAAGGCCCAGUAUUGUUCUGAUGUUGCUAAUUUCUCACUCACUGAUCACUGCUUUGUGCUUACAGGGACUGCCGUCUACGCGCAAGUAUUGGGUUGACAAGAAGCUCAACAAGAACCGUUGGAUGUUUCUGGCUAAGGAACUGAUCCCUUCAGAUGACGAACACUGGCAAUGGAUAGAAGAGGAGGAGCCAUGCUAUUCAGGCAACGAGAAAAUGCACAUCGCCGAGCUAAGAAGGAUUUGCUGGCUAGAAAUCAAUGGGAAAUGCAACACGAUCAUGCUCUCUCCGUGGACGACGUACGAAGUCGAGAUCCUCGUGAAGAUGAGAGAAAGAAGCCGUGGAUGGGAUGCUCCAGUGAACCUCAGUCUCGCUCUCCCAGAUGGAAACAAGCAGGAACGCAUGGAAAGAUUGGAAGGACUGGAAAAGGAAAAGUGGCAUGCAAUUAGCAUCGGCCAGUUCGAGACGACGCCCAAAACCGUUGGCAAGAUAAGCUUUUCGCUCAAGCAAACCGAUGGGAAUUGGAAAACCAAGCUUUGCGUCAAGGCCAUUGUUUUAAGGCCAACAACAUAGAUAAGCAGUCAAAAUAAUGCGUGAAUUGUGGCUCCAAGCGUUUGUAAUUGAUCUCCACUCUAUGUUUACUGAUGCACCGCCGUAAUGGUAUUGUUCCGAAUAUGUAUCCAUUGACAAACAAUCACAGUUCCGCAGUCGGAAAUAUUUUCGGCUCGACUCAUGCCGAGUUCUUCA